AUGGAUAACAGAAACGGAUCACGUAACCCUAGAAGGCCGGAGGACUUACCCUACCCCUUCAACACCGGCUACUACGUCCCCGUCGAGUCUCUCCCUGUCAUCCAGAAUCCCUAUAUCUACGACCAAAACAAUCCUUCAGAAGAUCCGGCAACCGCCGGAUGGGAGGAGAAUAUCCAGCGCGUACUAGGCUAUGUGUACAGCAGGCGUUGGCCGAAUCUGCAAACCAUGGUCGACGACUGUAAGCAAAAGAAGAGGAUGGCGCUGCCUGGGCAUUACAUCCUAGAUCGAGCGUGGACGGAGAGGGACAUUGAGACUGCUGCGAGGCUGAGAGUGUGGGGAGUGCCGAAUGAUGUUAUUGAGGUGAUUGUGGGGUGGCCGAGUGUGAGGCCUACGGAGGAGGACUGGUUGGCUGCGGGCCUUUUCAUGGCGCUUGAGGAUGAUUUGAUUCCACCAGUGCACUGA
This is a messenger RNA of Fusarium coffeatum, 462 nucleotides long. RefSeq lists its product as uncharacterized. The coding region runs from base 1 to 462 and encodes 153 amino acids. The record is from RefSeq and is a predicted model, not a curated record. The transcript is spliced from 2 exons. Lineage: Eukaryota; Fungi; Ascomycota; Sordariomycetes; Hypocreales; Nectriaceae.